Bombyx mori (domestic silkworm) is the source of this 4048-nucleotide messenger RNA. Its product is annotated as putative nuclease HARBI1. The record is from RefSeq and is a predicted model, not a curated record. NCBI's taxonomy places the organism in Eukaryota, Metazoa, Arthropoda, Insecta, Lepidoptera, Bombycidae. The coding region runs from base 89 to 1480 and encodes 463 amino acids. The transcript has 6 exons.
AAAUUCAAUCAACUGUCAACGAUCUGUCAAAUCGACAACGCGUUUUGCGUGUAUUUUAUUUCUAAAUAAAAUUUUAAAUCGGCUAAAAAUGGCAGAAAAACCACCCGAGGAAGUAUACGUUUCCGUUGUAGACGAAGAGCCUGAGAUAUUUGAGCUAUUGAAGUGGGAUUCGUCGCACACACAGAAGCCCCAAGAGCCGAGACCCGUAGAGAAAGUGCCGACGCUCGAAAAAAGAAGUAGCAAACCACAGGAUUGUUAUCCUUUCGAUCUCGACGAUACUGUGUUUAUAGACACAUACAGACUAUCAAAAAACUUAGUCAGGAAUCUCUGUGAGGAACUGAAACCUGUAAUGCCAGAUUCAACAAAAUUUGUCGAGUUUUCAAUCGAGAACAAAGUGUUAGCAACUCUAUCAUUUUACGCAACAGGUAAAUAUCAGAGAACGGCAAAAAUGGAUUCAAGCAUAAAUCAGUACUUUGCAACAACAGCAGUUAAGCAAGUCACAGAAGCUCUGAAUGACCCAGCCAUUGUUAAAAAAUAUAUACACUUCCCGCAUUUGAGAAAUGAACGGGAUGUCAUUAAAACUAGAUUCUACAUGAAGUAUGGCAUUCCUAAUGUUGUGGGUUGUGUUGACUGCACACAUGUUCCUAUUGCCCGGCCUGAAGAUGACCAGAAGCUACAUCACAACAAAUCCUAUCAUUCAAAGAAAGUUCAAAUUAUCUGUGAUAGUGACUGCAAUAUACUGAGUGUGGACUCUACUGCGGGAGGUGCAAUGUCUCACGAUGCUAUACUGCAGAGACACGCUGUCAAGAACGAUCUGGAUAGCUUGAACAGAUCUGGAGAGAACUGCUGGCUCAUAGGUGGUCCGCACUACACUCAAAAGAUAUACCUCAUGGUUCCGAUACCGAAAAUAACGAAGAAAUCCCCAGUCUCCCCUGAGAAAUACUACUCCACCAUGCACUCGCAAGCCCACAGCGCCGUCUUAGAAACGAUAAAGCAGCUGAAAAGCAGAUGGAAAUGUCUCCAAGCGACUUGCAAUAAGCAGCUGGACCCGCCCAGCGUGGCGCAGCUCAUCGUGGCGUGCUGCGUGCUGCACAACAUCUGCGGACAGUACUGCGUGCCCGCGGUCCAGAUGGCGCCCGCCGAGGAGAGGCUGGAAGCAAUGAAGCAGAAGGUGGCCAACGGACCCGUGCCGCGGAAGCAGAUCGAGGACCACGACGGCAUGCAGAUCAGGACCAGAUUGGUUGAAAGGUUAUGGAACGAAAGAAGAGUAGCUCCUGAAUCAGGUACGAAGAAACGAAAAAAGAACGCAACAGUGGCGUGUCCGCAGCCGCCGCCCCAGCCCGCCCCCCCGCACCACCACCACCACGCGCCGCCCCACUACCAGCACCUGCACGACGAGGCCAACAAGAGGCCGCGCGUCAUAUCCAUGGGCUACGGUCUCAACGUGCAGCCGGGGUGGGAGCACUACCCGCAGCACUGAAGGGGGGGGGGGACUGUUGACAACACUUGCACAUAUAAGUUCAUUUAUAUCGAUAAAUAUGUAUAUCGAUAUUGAAAAUGGUCGACCGUUUCCAGGGACCGGGGGAAGCUGUGCUCAACAACUCUGAAAUUCAAAUCGAAACAAUGAAAUUAAGAUAAACAUGAGAAAUAGUCCACAUAUUUCUGCCUACAGUUUCUCAAGAAAGGACACUUUUGUUUCAAGAAAUAUUUUUGUUUUACAAAAAUUAAGUUAGUCGGUGAGUGCCUUACCGCAGCGACCCAGUGAUUUUGGGUUCGGAUACCAGGAGACGUCGUUCUUAGCAGUCCUACGCUGUUGCUCGCCACUGGACAGCUUACAGUUACAGCCACCACUGCGGUGGCUGCGACCCGCACCCGAAGUUGUCGACUGAUGAGGCUACGUUGAUCAGCAAUGAUGAGUUCUGGCAGGCGAUGCUUGACUAUUACCUCGCAGAAGGAGGAACGGGAGAAGGGGGGUUAUUUCUUUCCCUCUCAGCGCCGUGCCGUCUCCAUCGAGCGGGGGGGGGGCGUCGUCCGCGGAGUCCCUCUACUGUUGCCGGAUCUCGAACAGAUAUCGAAACUUGCUCGAAAAAAUGUACACCCAUUUUAUCGCGCGAUUACCUCGCAUAUUCCAUCUGGACGAGCGACACCUAGUGUUAGUUGGGUUCGACCACCAAUUCUUAAACUCAGCCCUCAUUCUUGGACCACAAACUAAAUUAUCUAAAUUUGAUAAUUUAAAAUUAAUUUAGUAAUGUAAACCAUGUACCGUGAGUUGACUAUCUAUUUAUCUCCUCAGACAAUAUAACAAAAUGUUCUACUGCUAAUGUGACAAUAAAUAUAUCCACUGCAGAGUUGGGCGUGUGGUGAUUGAUAAUCAAGAUUAGAAGAGUAAGACAUAUUAGAGAGUAGGAAAGCGAGCUGAGAGCGCGGGUGCGUUGACCUCGCGCGAACAUCGUUACGUGAUACAUUGCGUGCUUUGUAAAAUAUAAUUAGAAAACAUAAAUGUAUUAGGAAUUAUUGGGAAUACUAAUAACUAUAUUUCCCCUCGUCGUUCCUUUAAAAGACUGGUGUUCUGUAACAUAUUGUUGGUAUGAUUUUUUUUAUCUCACUGAGAGCUUUCAAGGCAGCUGAUAGUCUCGCUUUAGUGAUCUCUAUAGAGUUUCGUAUCGGUCCAAUGUUGUCUGGCCAGUGUGCUUCUCUGCUUUAAGUAAACAUUCUGUGGGGCCAUAAUAAUAAAAAUAUGAAAGCAAGUCCUCACACUCAAACCGCUGAGUCGAUUUCAACCGAAUUCGGUCCGAGAAUAGUUUGAAUUGAAAGGAUAUAGGCCAGGGGUGGCCAACUAGAUUAGAACCAAGAUCUACUGUCUGCUGACGAAAUACUGCGAUCUAUCAAUGAACUUUCUCGAAAUUUAAUGAAACAAAUGUAGUUCAGUAUACAAAUAAGCAGGUAGUGUAUUUUCUUUUAUUAAAUACUAGCUGACCCGGCAGACUUCGUAGUGCCUCAAUAAAUAAAUAAAAGACCUAAGCUUUUGUAUAAAAUAAACUUAAAACAAUCAAAAGGAAUUCGUCCGACGGGGGACACAUCAAAGGAAAAACAAAAUUAUUAUUUAUAAUUAAUAUUUUUUUAAUUAAAUAUAAGUAAUAUAAUAAUUAAUUUUAUUUAAUUAGGGGGACACUUCAAGGGAAAAACAAAAUUAUUAUUUAUAUAUAUAUUUUUUUAAUUACAUAAAAAUAAUAGAAUAAUUAUUUUUAUUUUCAUAUUUAUCUACCUUUUAAACCUUCUCUGGACUUCCACAAUUCAAGACCAAAAUUAGCCAAAUCGGUCCAGCCAUUCUCGAGUUUUAGUGAGACUAACGAACAGCAAUUCAUUUGUAAUAGAUAUUAAAAUAAACCUGAAAUUAUAUAAUAAAAGAGAACUAUUGUGUAGAAGUGAUCAUAAAUAAUGUGACGUAAUGGUCAUUAACAAAUGAUACAAGAUGAAGAUGAUACGUGCAUGAUCAUGAUUGGUGAUUACGUUGCGCAGUUUGUUCUAUGUAUUUAUAUUUUUUGUCCUGCCACGAUCGACUGAACUAAUAGCCACGAUCUAGCGGUUGGCCACUCCUGAUAUAGGCUAUCAUUCCCCUGUCGAGCACGACUUAUGAGACUGACGUCACCCAGCCCACAGCAAGAAGUAUCACUUGCAGACCGGUGGCAGCCACUCAAGUCACCACGAGAGAAUGCUCGACCCUGGCUGAGGCUGUCAGGGCGCACUCGAGACUUUGCCCUCGCGGUCCGUGGAGCCUCACCAGACAACAUGCCACAAUUACGGCUGUCACGAUGUUAACAACACGAAACUAUUAAUGUAUAGGAAAAAUUGCAACGGUGCGUUUUUGUAAGUUGAAUCUCUCUAGUUUUAUUUUAUAUUAUACGUAUUCUGUUUAGUUCGUACUGAUGUACUAAUUAUAGUUUAAUGUUUACCUUGUAAGUUAAAUAUAUUUACAUUGAUUUAAUGCAGUUUUUUGUUUUUGUACAAAACUUUUAAUGUACAACGAAUAAAACUAUAUGAAAAAUUA